CCAAGAAACUCAGGAGCAGCUGCGUCUGACAGUGAGGAGGGGGCGUUGGGAUCCUGGUGAGCGCACGUCAAGCCCCUCCAGCUACGUGUCUUCGCCGGCCCCCCAGGCCCGCACACCCAAGUCUGGCUGCCAUGGCUGAAAACGCAGAGGGGGACCUGAACUCCAACCUACUCCACGCCCCGUAUCACACUGGGGACCCUCAGCUAGACACGGCCAUCGGGCAGUGGCUCCGUUGGGAUAAGAAUCCCAAAACAAAAGAGCAAAUUGAAAAUCUGUUAAGGAAUGGGAUGAACAAGGAGCUGCGAGAUAGACUUUGUUGCCGAAUGACUUUUGGGACUGCAGGACUUCGUUCUGCUAUGGGGGCAGGAUUUUGCUAUAUUAAUGAUCUUACAGUAAUACAAUCAACACAGGGGAUGUACAAAUACCUUGAGGGAUGUUUCUCAGACUUCAAGCAAAGAGGUUUUGUCGUUGGGUACGACACCCGGGGUCAAGUAACUAGCAGCUGCAGCAGCCAGAGGCUUGCUAAACUCACUGCUGCAGUCUUACUGGCCAAAGAUGUUCCUGUGUACCUUUUUUCAAGAUAUGUUCCUACGCCUUUUGUACCAUAUGCAGUCCAGGAGCUCAAAGCAGUUGCAGGUGUGAUGAUUACUGCAUCUCACAACCGCAAAGAAGACAAUGGAUACAAGGUUUAUUGGGAAAAUGGUGCUCAGAUCACAUCUCCUCAUGAUAAAGAAAUUCUGAAAUGUAUAGAAGAAUGUGUGGAACCCUGGAAUGGUUCCUGGAAUGAUAAUUUAGUGGAUACCAGCCCACUGAAGAGAGAUCCUCUGCAGGACAUUUGUAGGAGAUACAUGGAAGAUCUGAAAAAGAUCUGUUUUCACAGGGAAUUAAACUCAAAGACCACCUUGAAAUUUGUACAUACAUCUUUUCAUGGAGUCGGACAUGACUAUGUGCAGUUGGCUUUUCAAGUAUUUGGUUUUAAGCCUCCAAUUCCAGUACCAGAACAAAAAGAUCCUGAUCCAGACUUUUCUACUGUUAAAUGCCCAAAUCCUGAAGAAGGAGAAUCUGUGCUGGAACUUUCUUUGAGACUGGCAGAGAAAGAAAACGCCCGGAUAGUGCUAGCCACAGAUCCUGAUGCAGACCGACUGGCAGUGGCAGAACUUCAGGAGAAUGGUGAUUGGAAAGUUUUCACAGGGAAUGAGUUGGCAGCUUUGUUUGGGUGGUGGAUGUUUGAUUGCUGGAAGAAAAAUAAAUCAAGAAAUGCUGAUGUGAAGAACAUUUAUAUGUUAGCCACCACAGUCUCUUCCAAAAUUUUGAAGGCAAUUGCACUAAAAGAAGGAUUUCACUUUGAAGAAACGUUACCAGGUUUUAAAUGGAUUGGAAGUAGGAUAAAAGACCUCCUGGAAAAUGGGAAAGAAGUCCUUUUUGCAUUUGAGGAGUCUAUUGGUUUUCUGUGUGGAACUUCAGUUUUGGAUAAGGAUGGGGUGAGUGCAGCCGUUGUUGUUGCUGAGAUGGCAUCUUACCUGGAAACCAUGAAUAUAACAUUGAAACAACAACUGAUUAACGUUUAUGAAAAAUAUGGUUAUCAUAUUUCAAAAACUUCGUAUUUCUUGUGUUAUGAUCCAACUACCAUCAAAAGUAUAUUUGAAAGACUUCGCAAUUUUGAUUCUCCAAAAGAACACCCAAAGUUUUGUGGGACAUUUGCUAUAUUGCAUAUACGAGAUGUUACCACUGGAUAUGAUAGCAGCCAGCCUGAUAAGAAAUCAGUGCUGCCUGUGAGUAAAAACAGCCAAAUGAUUACAUUUACUUUUCAAAAUGGCUGUGUUGCUACUCUUCGGACAAGUGGGACAGAACCAAAGAUAAAGUAUUAUGCAGAGAUGUGUGCGUCACCUGACCAGAGUGACACUGCCUUACUAGAAGAGGAAUUGAAGAAACUCAUUGAAGCUUUGAUUGAGAAUUUUCUUGAGCCCAGUAAAAAUGGACUGACCUGGCGUUCUGUGUAGUGUUCACCAGUACAUCAUUGCUUUGCACUGGCCCAUGGAACAGAACAACCAAGAACUCCAUGCAUUGAACUCGAGUUAGCAUUCUCUCUCUGUCUCAUCUGGCCGAGUAUCUUUUUCCUUUUAUUUUCUUUCUUUUUGGUUGG
Messenger RNA from Eubalaena glacialis (North Atlantic right whale), 2143 nucleotides. It is a transcript of the gene PGM2L1, whose product is annotated as phosphoglucomutase 2 like 1. The transcript has 15 exons. Bases 132 to 2000 code for a protein of 622 amino acids. Gene Ontology annotation, molecular function: intramolecular phosphotransferase activity; glucose-1,6-bisphosphate synthase activity. The record is from RefSeq and is a predicted model, not a curated record. NCBI's taxonomy places the organism in Eukaryota, Metazoa, Chordata, Mammalia, Artiodactyla, Balaenidae. Gene Ontology annotation, biological process: carbohydrate metabolic process.